Molecule: messenger RNA, 2523 nt
Organism: Hyla sarda
Lineage: Eukaryota; Metazoa; Chordata; Amphibia; Anura; Hylidae
Gene: ENOSF1
Product: enolase superfamily member 1
Exons: 16
Coding region: 84-1430 (448 amino acids)
Biological process (GO): carbohydrate catabolic process; amino acid catabolic process
Molecular function (GO): L-fuconate dehydratase activity; magnesium ion binding
Source: RefSeq, a predicted model, not a curated record
GACUUCACAGCCCCCUGCCUCUCAUAUUGCUGGCAUUGACUUUUCUUUCUUCUUACAGAUAUUAAGGGUAGAAAACAUACAACAUGGUGAAAGGGAAGAUCACUGGGCUCUCAGUUAUGGAUGUCCGGUUCCCAACCUCAUUGGGUCAGCACGGUUCUGAUGCCAUGCACACAGACCCUGAUUACUCCGCAGCAUAUGUUGUCAUGGAAACUGAUGCAGAAGACGCUAUAAAAGGCUACGGUUUAACAUUUACCUUAGGAAAAGGCACAGAGAUUGUGGUGUGUGCUGUGAAGGCGCUGUCACAUCUUGUGGUUGGAAGAAAUCUUGAAGAGAUUGUUUCUAAUUUCAGAGAAUUCUACAGACAGCUUACAAGUGAUGGCCAGCUCCGAUGGAUUGGUCCUGAAAAGGGGGUGGUACAGCUGGCUACCUCAGCAGUGCUCAAUGCAGUUUGGGAUUUAUGGGCCAAACAAGAAAAAAAGCCUCUUUGGAAGCUGUUAGUUGAUAUGACUCCACAACAGUUGGUGUCGUGUAUUGAUUUUAGAUAUAUAACAGAUGUAUUGACUGAAGCCCAGGCACUCGAAAUUCUUCAAGAUGGCAAACCAAGACAAGAAACGAGAGAGGAACACAUGUUAAAGAAUGGAUACCCAGCAUACACUACAUCUUGUGCUUGGCUUGGCUACUCAGACAAACAGCUUCAAAAGCUAUGCUCUGAUGCCCUAAAGGCAGGCUGGACAAGAUUUAAAGUAAAAGUUGGGGCUGACAUACAAGAUGACAUAAGAAGAUGCAAACUUAUCCGGGGCAUGAUUGGCCCUGACAAUAAACUGAUGCUUGAUGCAAACCAGAGAUGGGAUGUAGAUGAAGCUAUUUCCUGGGUAAAAGAAUUAGCAGUGUUCAAACCCUUAUGGAUUGAAGAGCCUACAUCUCCAGAUGAUAUACUUGGUCAUGGAACAAUUUCCAAGGCUUUAGCACCUCUGGGAAUUGGAGUUGCUACAGGAGAGCAAUGCCAUAAUAGAAUAAUGUUUAAGCAGUUUCUACAAGCCCGAUCCCUUCAGUACCUCCAGAUCGACAGCUGCAGAUUGGCAAGUGUGAAUGAAAACCUUUCUGUUCUGCUCAUGGCCAAGAAAUUCAAUAUUCCCGUCUGUCCACAUGCCGGAGGAGUUGGACUCUGUGAGCUGGUCCAACAUUUGAUCAUUUUUGAUUAUAUCUCAAUCUCAGGAAGCCUAGAAAACAGAAUGUGUGAAUAUGUCGAUCAUCUACACGAACACUUCAAAUAUCCUGUGACUAUCCGCAAUGCAGCUUAUAUGCCUCCACUGGAUCCAGGAUAUUCCACUGAAAUGAAGGAAGAAUCUGUGUUAUUGUACCAGUUCCCAGAGGGAGCCAUCUGGCAGCAGCUAAUUCAUAAGAAAAAGGUUGACGUUUCCAACUCCUAGCCAAAGCUAAACUGGAAUUUUGAAUUACCUAGGAAUUUAACAGAAAAUUUCACCAAUGGAAAUGCCUUUUAGACAUUAGAGAAGACCUUUGAUUAGGAUUAAAGGAGUAUUCCCUUUUAAAGCACCAAUAGCACAAAAUUAAAUAUGACGACACAUUUCCCAGUUCAAAGGUGUAUUUCCUUACCAUAAUGUCAUCCACUUUCUGUGAAGGAGCAGCAGUGCACAUUCAUUCUGAGAAUUCAAGGGGACUCAGAAAAUUAUAGCAAGAAAUGGUCAUUUUCAUAUUUAAUGAUCGUGGGGCUCUGACUGCCCAGGAAUUGGUGGAUAUAGCAGUAACCGCCUUAAUCCAAAGCUUUUCUUUACAUUUCCAAUGUGUACUGCACAUUUAUUCUGGUGUACAUUAGUAAACUUGGUUGCUGUUAUUGUUGUAAGAAAAUACAUUUUGAUCAGAGUCCUGUUAUAGUACGAAACUAUUGUAGCCUUCUCCACUCUGCCCGCUGUACAGUGGUCCCUCAACAUACGAUGUAAUCCGUUCCAAACGGACCAUCGUUUGUUGAAACCAUCAUAUGUUGAGAGAUCCAUGCAAUGUUAAGUUUAGGACAGUGGUCUUCAACCUGCGGACCUCCAGAUGUUGCAAAACUACAACACCCAGCAUGUUGGGAGUUGUAGUUUUGCAACAUCUGGGAGGUCCACAGGGUCAAGACCACUGGUAUAGGAAGUUGUACUCACCUGUCCCCGACGCUCCGUCAAGACCUCUGCUUCCCCGGCAUCCUCGCUCUCCGUCAAGUCGCUACGCACGCCACUCCUAUUGGAUGACGGGACGGCGUGCGCAGCAACGUGAUGACGAUGAUGGAGAGCGCCGACAAUGGAGGGGAUCUCGAAGAGGACGCGCCGGAGCCCCGAGGACAGGUAAGUGAUCGUCAGUGGACCACACGGGGCACCGUUAACGGCUAUCUGGUGGCAGCUGAAGCAGUCUGCGCUGCCGGAUAGCCGUUUAUGCGAUGGCCCUGACAUACAAAAGCAUCAGAUGUUAAUGCUGCCUUCAACAUGCGAUGGCCUCUGAGAGGCCAUCGCAUGUUGAAAUUAUCGUAUG